Messenger RNA from Hyla sarda, 3940 nucleotides. RefSeq names its product endothelial PAS domain protein 1 (gene EPAS1). The transcript has 16 exons. Lineage: Eukaryota; Metazoa; Chordata; Amphibia; Anura; Hylidae. Bases 493 to 3090 code for a protein of 865 amino acids. Gene Ontology annotation, molecular function: protein dimerization activity; RNA polymerase II transcription regulatory region sequence-specific DNA binding; DNA-binding transcription factor activity, RNA polymerase II-specific. Gene Ontology annotation, cellular component: transcription regulator complex; cytoplasm; nucleus. The record is from RefSeq and is a predicted model, not a curated record. Gene Ontology annotation, biological process: regulation of transcription by RNA polymerase II; cellular response to hypoxia.
UGAAGUUGCUUCUUCUCCUAGAACAGGGCAAAGCUCUCCAGCCCCAGAGAUCCUCCACCCACCACCCGGAGACCAGGGGGAGCUCCAGCACAGCUCACAGCCGGCUCUUUACCAGGAUCCAUCGAGCAUUGGUCUCUUCCUGCUCCCCCCUGUGCGCCCCCUGCCCCCCCGGGCUGCUAUACAAUCCUCAGCAGUGACCUGAGACUGUAUAGCCAGCCCCAGCACUGGCUGACACCUCACUGACUUAUUAUUAUUGGUUUUUUUUGCUCUGUUUUGCUUUUUAUAUAUUUUUUUGUUCCUUUUUUAUUUGCAAUAAUAUUAUUAUUUUUCUUUAUUAUUGCAUUGCAUUAACUCCUCCUUGCCUGGACACUUUCCACCUCCCUUGCUCCAGUCUUCUCCAGGCUACAGGUGCUCAACUUAUCUCUCCAGCCUCCUCAAUAUUGUCAGGGACUUAUCUGGGACAUUGUGAUCUAUCUGAACAGCUGACCAGUCAUGACUGCAGAGAAGGAGAAGAAAAGGAGCAGCUCAGAGCGAAGGAAGGAGAAGUCUCGAGAUGCAGCCAGGUGUCGGAGAAGUAAGGAGACGGAAGUGUUCUACGAGUUGGCUCAUCAGCUUCCAUUGCCCCAGAACAUCAGCUCACAUCUGGACAAGGCCUCCAUCAUGCGUCUGACUAUCAGUUUCCUUCGCACACAAAAAGUCUUAUCAUCAGUAUGUGCAGAAGGCGACCUGGACCCAGACUCUGAGAACCAGACCGACAAUUUGUAUCUUAAAGCUCUGGAAGGAUUCGUUGCUGUCCUGACUCAAGAUGGUGACAUGAUCUUCCUGUCUGAAAACAUUAACAAGUACAUGGGCCUUACACAGGUGGAACUCACAGGACACAGCAUCUUUGACUUCACUCAUCCAUGUGAUCAUGAUGAAAUCAGAGAGAAUUUAACUUUAAAGUCCGGUGCCAGCAUUGGAAAGAAGAGCAAGGAUGCCAAUACCGAGCGGGAUUUCUUCAUGAGGAUGAAAUGCACGGUUACCAACAGGGGCAGAACUGUCAAUCUCAAAUCUGCAACAUGGAAGGUGUUGCAUUGCACCGGUCACAUCAAGACAUACAACUCCUACAACCCACACGCCAUCUGUGGCUACAAGGAGCCUAUGCUCAACUGCCUGGUGAUGAUAUGCAAGCCUAUACAGCACCCUUCCAACAUCGACAUCCCGCUGGACAGCAAAACAUUCCUAAGCCGCCACAGCAUGGACAUGAAGUUCACCUACUGCGAUGACAGAAUAACUGAAUUGGUUGGAUACCAUCCAGAGGAGUUGCAUGGGCGCUCGGCUUAUGAAUUUUAUCAUGCCUUGGAUUCAGAAAGUAUGACUAAAAGCCACCAGAACUUGUGCACAAAAGGUCAAGUGGUCAGCGGUCAGUAUCGGAUGCUUGCCAAGCACGGUGGUUAUGUCUGGGCGGAGAGUCACGGCACGGUCAUUUACAACACACGCAACUCUCAGCCGCAGUGCAUUGUGUGCGUCAACUAUGUCCUGAGUGAGAUUGAGAAAAACAAUGUUGUAUUCUCUAUGGACCAAACAGAGUCUCUGUUCAAACCACAUCAGAUGACCAUGAACUCCAUCUUUAGCAAUGCUGUCUCUGAUAAGACGAGUGACUUCUUAUUUGCCAAACUGAAGGAAGAGCCAGAAGAGCUGGCACAACUCGCUCCCACCCCGGGAGAUGAGAUUAUCUCUUUGGACUUUGGUGCUCAAACCUAUGAGGAACCAUCAACUUAUAAUAGUGGUCCCCAGGCUAGCACAGGCAAAUGGCCACUGGAAGUCAAGAGCCACAAUUCCCAAGCUGAGAUUAUUAACCUUCCGUCCUUCACAGUGCCUCAAGUGGCUCCAGGAAGUACUACUCCAAGUACUAGCAGUGCCAGUAGUUGUUCUACGCCAAGCCCUCCAGGAGAAUAUUACACUUCUUUAGAAGAGGAUCUCAAGAUUGAGCUGAUUGAAAAGUUGUUUGCUAUGGAUACAGAAGCGAAGAAUAAAUGCAGUACUACCCAGAAUGACUUCAAUGAAUUGGAUCUUGAAACCCUCGCUCCAUACAUUCCAAUGGAUGGUGAAGAUUUCCAAUUGAAUCCAAUAUGUCAAGAUGAGUGUCCACUCAGUGACAGCGCACAACCCUCCCAGCAGAAUCUGAGUAGCCUGAAUACACUAUUCCAGUCUGGUGCACCUCCUCCCCAGAACCAGUUUCUUCAUCAGAACUUUUGUCAGCCUAUGGCAGCUAAAGGGGGUAAUCCUAGCCAGGAUGCUCUGCCCAAUGGGCUGUAUAAUGGUGAGAGAAAAUCCCCACCAUUAUCAGCAUAUCAAACCGGUGCUAGUCCACCAUUGUCCUCAAUGGGUGGGCGGUCGAACGUCCAAUGGCCUCCAGAUCCACCAGUCAGUUAUAUGCAUGCAAAAUGGAGAUUGAUGGAUCAGUACAACGAAGCUCAAACCAAUUCAGCUUCAGGACGCCCUAUGCAUUUACACAGCAUGCCACUAUAUAAACAAAGAUCACUUGAGAGUUUUGGACAGCGGGGCAAAGACUUACACCCCAAUGAAAUCCCGUUCUGUCACAGCAUGAAGAGGAAGCGCCAGCUUGACUAUGGAGAUCAGGGAUUUCCACAGUUUAAUGUGGGGGAGUUGUCAGAUAACACGAUAUCUUCAUUAAUGUGGAAACGUAUGAAAUCUCUCAAACCAGACAUGUGCCCACUUGUGUCAGAAAAGAAAUCACUAAGUACAAGUGUUCUAACCGAUGACUACAUCUGUAAUAGGCACAGGGGAGUAAGCUCUCAUCAAAUGGCUCAGCAGUCACAGUCACAACAACAUUGUGCAUCCAAUUCAAGAGACGAAAGGAAAACCCCUUACCCGGGUACUUUCUUCAGCUGUAAUUACCAUGAAUACCACAUGCCACAGUCCCAAAAACCUAAUGCUCUGACCAACCGUCUCAUCGGGCCAUCCUACGAGCCUUACCUGUUGCCAGAACUGACCAGAUACGACUGUGAGGUCAAUGUGCCAGUACUGGGCAACUCCAACCUCCUGCAAGGCAGGGACCUCCUCAGAGCACUGGACCAGACUACCUGAAGAGAAGACACAUUAUUCUGACUUGUAAAUGUUCAUAUAAAGGCUUCAGUUUCUAAACCUAUUUUUGCGAGUAGACACUGAUAAAGUUUUACUGAAUUUUCACAAACAUAUGGGACUUUGUUCACUAUACCAAACAGUGGCCUUAUUGAAACGGCAUCCUAUAAAAAACAAUAAGAUAUACAUAUAUGUUUUUACCUGCUGUAUUUUUCUUUAUUUUAAUAACAAAUUGUAUAGUAUAGACAAUGUUUUACACAUGCUUAUAACCGUGUAAAAUUAACUUAUAUUUUUUUAAGUGGCCACGAUUGAUCUUAUGGUGCAUAUAUCUUGUUUAUCCUGCAGAAUUCAUAAAGGAAAUGGAAUUUGUUACUGUCACAUAAGAAAAAGAAAUCUAAUCUUUCAAUGCCAUGUACUGUUUUUAAAUGGCAUACAGAGUUAUAGCUAACUUGACAUUCCCAUAAGUAUGACCAAUGAAAUUAGUGAUUUUUUUUUUUUGUAUUAUAAUUGUAUAAUUGGUCCCCAUUACAAUCCAAAGUAAUUUUACCAUCUCUGUUAUAGAACUAAGUACCGGGACAAGUCAUCUAGUUCUUCUAUGGAUUGGUUAUAUAUAAGGUACCAAUUCACUGACUAAGACCUUAAAUGGACACUAAAUUUGGAAACAAAUAUAUUUAGCACAUUUUUGCCAAAGUCUGAAACAUUCACCAAAUUGACUUUCUAUGUUUGAUCGGGAAUCCGCUGAAGGGCUGGCCUAUCCGUAAGGUUGGGGUUUACCUUGCUUGGUCACCAUUGCAGACACAGCAGCAUAAGGCUGGGUUCCCAUUACGUUUCCCCCUAUACGGGAGCGCAUACGGUA